Messenger RNA from Prorocentrum cordatum, 357 nucleotides. NCBI's taxonomy places the organism in Eukaryota, Dinophyceae, Prorocentrales, Prorocentraceae. The record is from the annotation of a GenBank genome assembly.
GAGGUGAAGAACGUCAUCAACGAUUUCUCUGAGACCGCCCGCUCGGCCAGCUUCCGCUUCUUCGGCAACGUGUCCGUCGGAGGCGACGUCUCCAUGGCCACGCUCAGGCGAGCUUACGACGCUGUGGUGUUGUGCACUGGUGCGGAGGGUGAGCGGCUCUUGGGCAUCCCCGGGGAGGACUUGCACGGCGUGGUGGGCGCACCGUCUUUUGUGAAGUGGUACAACGGGCACCCUGACUACGUCGGGCUGGACCCCCCCGCGCCAGGCGAGACGGCCGUGGUGCUGGGCCAGGGGAACGUGGCCCUCGACAUAGCGCGCCUGCUCGCACGCGGCGAGUCUGAGCUCAGCCCCACGGAC